AUGAGCGCUUCACCAGAGAAUGCCUCCGUGGCCCGGUGCGAGUCACCCGAGGCUCUGCCCUCGCCGGCCGUUGGUGCUCCCGCUCACAAGUUCAUGCGCUGUGCCUCUGCCACCUCGGCCAUCUCCCACGGAUCAGGAACCACGGAACACUCGCGCGACUCCCUCGGAAGCGACGCCAGCUCGGCCUUUUCGCGCUCCUCGUCCGGCACCUUCCCCAUCACCACGCGCCGGUCCGACAUCAGUACGCUUGGCCACUUCUUUCUCCGAUCCCGCGAUAACUCGUGGAUACGGGAUUCUACCGGAAGCUUGGACUCGUUAACGGCUAACUCCUCCAUCUCGUCAGGAAGCAGCAGUAAGCGACGGGGCUACAUGCGCCCUCAAGGAACAGACUUUGCCCAGAGCGCCCGCCAGCGCGAAUCCGUCCUGAGUCUCGGAAGCAUCGCCCACCUGCAGUACUACUUCGCUCGGACGGGGCUGCUGGAUGGCAAGGGCGCCCAGUUUGCUCGGAAACGCCAGCGGGCGAAAACACUCGAAAUGUCCCAGCUCGAGGAUGGCGACUACACAAUACCUAGAGUCUUGAGCUUUGAGAACGAUUCGAGCUAUGCCUCCAUGGGCAGCAGUCCUAAAACCCCAGGGCUCGAGCACGAGAUCAGGUCGCCCACAGGGGACGAGCAUAACAUGGAAUUCCAGCCGCCACCGCCCGAGGAGGAGUACGGAUCGGAUUAUGAUGAGGAAACAGACCCGCAACAUAUGCUCCCGCCAACAGUCUCAACGUACAACCACCGCGAAAAGCCGAUCCCGAAACCUCCAUCGAUGGAGGAGCUCCGGUCCGACCUAACAAGUGCACUCAACGACGCCGAACGAUCUUUAAAAGAAGCCAAAGAAGCCACCGCGCCCGCCGACGAGUCUUCUUCACCGUCAGACCGAUUCGUCGUCCCACCUGCCAUACUCCUCUCCGACACAUCAAAACAGAACUCCUCCGACCAAGAACCCUCCACCCCCGUCACCCCCACGGUUCCCCUCAACCCAACCGGCUGGUACGAAAUCCAAGGGAUGCACAUCCUCGACGUCAUGACCCUCGCCAUUCGCGCCGCCAAGAUCUACUAUACUGCGCACGAGCGCCCAGAUCGAUUAGACGCCAUCAAGUCCGAGAGAGACAUACGCUCUCACCUCCUGGCAGUAAUGGAUAUCCUCAAGAGAAUGGCAACCCGCGGGUUCAUGGGCGGUAUGCGCGACGACGAGUUCCAGACUAUGAACCAAUGGAUCAAGUCCCUGCGCGACAUGCUCUCCAAAGAAGACGAGAUGGAAGCCGCCGAGCAGAAGGAGCGCGAGUCCUGGACCUGGCUAAAACCGGAGAACUGGCCGACGGAUGAGAAUGGGAAUCAGAUCGAGCGCGAGGAAGCGUUCAUUCACUCCAUGUUUGCUGAUCUACCCCUUCCGCCACCGCUGUCAAAUCUCCCGCCGUUGCCAAAGUGGACACCCAUCGACAGGAGUCAACCAAACCCGGAACCAACGCCGUUUUUGAGAGAGUUGAGUAACGGGAUAAGACUAGUGCAUCUGCACAACUGUGCCGUAAGGAAAAGUAGGAGGAGGUUCGGUGCUAUCCCCAGUUUCCACGCGGACACGCAAAAGCCAUAUCGGGCGGCGGAUAAUUUGAGGUACUGGAUGAAGGCUGCUGAGCUGAGGUGGGAGAUAAUGAUCAAGUGCGAUGCGCUGGGGUUGCAGUAUGCCAAGGACGGCAAGCUGGAAAAUAUGGAAGAGGCGGGGAGGAUGUGGGUGCAGUUUGAGGAGGCGGUGGUGAGGUGGUGUAGAGGGGUCAGGAGCGAGGUGGAGGGGGAGUUGAAGGGGGAUGUUAAGCCAUAG
Molecule: messenger RNA, 1863 nt
Organism: Sordaria macrospora k-hell
Lineage: Eukaryota; Fungi; Ascomycota; Sordariomycetes; Sordariales; Sordariaceae
Source: RefSeq, a predicted model, not a curated record